GUCAAAGCCAGGGGGAACAUAAGCACAACGGAGGAGUAGAGACGCCCAAAGUUAGGGCUACCAAAAGCGAAGGAUGAUCAUUCCAGUUCGUUGUUUUACCUGCGGGAAGGUGAUUGGGAAUAAAUGGGAUACCUAUCUGGAUCUUCUCCAGGCCGACUACACCGAGGGAGAUGCUCUUGAUGCACUGGGGUUGGUUCGAUAUUGCUGUAGACGAAUGCUCAUGACUCAUGUUGAUCUCAUUGAGAAGCUUCUGAACUACAAUACACUGGAGAAAUCAGAGACCAGUUGAAGGUGCUUAUGGAGUUAAAAGGGAGGUGGAAUUGCUUAUGGCAUAAUUCCAUUGCAUAUGGACUGGAAAAUUUGUCUGUGUGGCCCUGUUUUUUUAGUAUUAUGUAAUAGAGUUCAUGGUAUUUGGUUUAGAAAUAUGAUGAAGCCAGACUGCAGAUACAUUUAAGGUUGUGCAUGUAAGGUAAAUAUAACAUCAUUUUAGUUUGUGUGAUGGAAUGGUUACAUGCGUGUGGCUAAUCCAGUCCUUUCAAAUUCUAUAUGCUCAAGAAGUAGGUCAACUUGUCCAGAAAUAAGUUUGGUUCUUGAUGAAGUCAAUUAAGCUUGGUAAAGAAUGUGGUGAACUUAUCCAGCAA
Molecule: messenger RNA, 641 nt
Organism: Vitis riparia (riverbank grape)
Lineage: Eukaryota; Viridiplantae; Streptophyta; Magnoliopsida; Vitales; Vitaceae
Product: DNA-directed RNA polymerases I, II, and III subunit RPABC5
Exons: 4
Coding region: 74-289 (71 amino acids)
Biological process (GO): tRNA transcription by RNA polymerase III; transcription by RNA polymerase II; transcription by RNA polymerase I
Cellular component (GO): RNA polymerase III complex; RNA polymerase II, core complex; RNA polymerase I complex
Molecular function (GO): DNA-directed RNA polymerase activity; DNA binding; zinc ion binding
Source: RefSeq, a predicted model, not a curated record